GCAUUUUUGGCAUUUUGUUCUUUCGAUUUGGCAGAUGUGGCGAAAAUGAAUUGAUUGGAAAAUAAGAAAUUAACAGGGUUUAUGUGAAUGGUGUGCUUUGAGUGAUUAGUGAUAAUCGUGGGCAGUGUUUUUAAUUGUUUGGGUGGACAAUUAAGUUAUAAAAAUGUCUUCGCGCGGUGUUAUGGUUACUGGUACGAACGGUGCAGACUUCGAGCACAGGGAAAAAAUAGCUGUUCAGUACCAGUUAAGUGCCCUGAACAAGUCAAGACUAAAAUACUGUGUGUUCUUCCACCAUGUGUUGUUCUUCGUGAUGUUGGCAAAGCUAUCGGCUGAUAUCCUGGACAAACUCGACAUUUUUAUAUUGGAAAUUGAGGAAUUGCAAAUACCACAGCCCGUCUGGUGGGAGUACAUCUGGUGCCUGUCUCUGCUACUAUCGUUCCUCGGACUGGCUGCGAUAAAACGUAACAACAUCAAGCAAUUACGAAGAUACAUGUACGGUAUUACAGCGCUUGGAUUUGGACCGUUAUUGUAUUGCAUCCUCUAUUACUGUGGGGACGUCUUUAGGUACUUGUCAAGAGAUGAGGAUGAAGAUGACAGUUCGGAAGUGGAGAUUGAACUUUGGCAGGGCUACCCAUACGGUCUCCUGUGGUACGCUUUCGUCCUGCUAGCGUCACAAGUGCACUUCUUCCAACUAUACUUCUCGUACAACUUGCUGAAAGCGUGGCGCGCACGGGGCGCGUUAAGGAAAGCCGAAUAAAGCACUUGUUAAGGUAUAUCACCAGUUCAUUUGUUAAGCAUACUGUCAGGAUAUUAUGUUAUGGUUUUUAAUGUAUUUUUUACGAAAUGACAUGAUUAUUUUAGUUUAGGUCGUCACUUAUGUCAGCAGAGACCCACUAUCGGUCGUUAUGGAAAUCAUUGGGGCAGGCCUAUGUUCAGCAGUAGACGUCCUAUGGCUGAUAUUGUUAUUUAAUGUACUUAAUUUUAAUGAUAUAGUUAGUCAAUGGAGAUUGACUCAUGGGAAAAUUUUGUAUUGAAAUAACAUAUUGAAGAUAUUGUUUACUAUUUGUAUGUUAUUUUAGGAUUUUAUUUAUUUUAAAUCAUACCCUGACAGUAUGUGCACUGCCAGAUUUAAGUAUGGAUGGUUAGUAAAACGAAUAUACCCUAAAAUCCGACAAAAGACAACUCAUAGCUACAGUCUAACAAUGUAAAUACGAUUCUCAUUAGUUUUUCACGUUACAAAUAUAUUUAAUGUCUAUUUUAGAUAAAUGUUUUAGAAGUGACUAGUCGUAAAGGUACUCAAUGUCUUGAUGUAUCGUCUCCAUCUGUAUUAAUUUCUAAAUAAUACAAAUAAAGCUCUAUAAUUGAAAAAAAAAAAUGCCCACUUUUCUCUGAGGCAUAAAAUUGUAAACUUGUCAGUUCAAAACACGUCAUAUUAUUUUGUGAGGGGAAACUGUGUAGUGCAAACGUAUCUACGUAAACACAAUACAUCACACUCUAAAGAUAUGGAGCACUAUCUAAUAAUAAUUAAUAAAUAAUAAUCACUAUCACAAUCUAUGGAAACUGGUCACAGUGAUAGUAAGACUUUUAGGUAGUUUUGAACUGUCAAGUUUUGAAAUUAAAUAACAUUAACAACACCUUUUUAUAUACGCACAUGAUAUUGUGAGAUUAAAAAAUACCUUUCUUUUGUGAAUAACUUUCAAAAUUCUUUGGAGUUAAAUUUUGUUAACCUCAAUAUGUUGUUAAAAGAGAUCUAAUGUUAAUUAAUUUUAAACGUUAAGAUUUUAUUUAUUUAUAUUGUAAUUUGAAACUUGUCAAUUUUGAAACGUUAAGCCCCAUGAUUAUAUUGUCUAUAUUUUAAUAAGAGUUUUGUAUUUUUUACGUACCGUAUUGAUUGAACGGGUGUGAUUUUGACUGAGUAAUAGUUGAAUUUAAAAACAUAUUUUGUAUGUUAAUAGACUUUAGAAGCAAGACUAAGGCAAUAGAUGACAUGUAAAGAACUGUUUUCUCUUUUUAAUAUUCUCUCAUAAUAUACAAAGUCAGUUAUUUAGCCAAAUGUAGGCUAUUCUAUGUCGAAAUCAAUUCAAUAUUAGUUUUAAGUGAUAUAUCUUUUGAGUAAUGAAAUAUCAGCACUAUACUUGAUUAUUAAAGAAAGGCAGACUCUUAUUUUAUUAAUUUUAUAAGUUAUUACAAAAGUUUUUUGAUAUGAAAUGAGAACUAAUAAUUUUUGUGAAUCGGUCAACAAACAUAAGGGUGCUUACAUAAAGGUGGCUCUUGGCUUUAGUCUUCGUGGGCAUUUGUUAUCAUGGGGCUUUAUAAACAGACUAAUUGUGGUACCAGCCUCUUUGUGAAAGCACCUUAAUGUUACAACUAGUGGGACUUUGAUCUUACUGUUUGGGUUCUUAUUGGUGGUCAAACUGUAGAUCCUGGCUAUACAGGAGUUGCAGCGGUGGGAACGAGAGGUGGGAAUAGUCUAGUUGGUUCUAUGGCCGAACAAAACAAAAGUGCAUUCUAAAGAUAAGUGUUCACAGUGCUUAGUGAGCGUUUUUACUAUACACAUUGCAAUAAAGUGUAGAUUUGUAUGACACACUCGUGUGGUAUGCGGACAUAUUUGUGUUAUGACACGUUAACGCGCUCACUUAUGUCAAAUUCGCACUAUGCACGUUGAAAUUGUAUCACCUGAUACAGUCUUCAAAAAUUACUAUGUGUACUAGGCCUUAAAAAUUUCGUCCUCUCACUCAAAGGCCUACGUUUUGUGUAAGUGUAAAUAAAAUUAAAAACUAUUUAUUACGUUUUACAGUCCAAUUUAUAAUGGUGUUGAAAGUUUGUUUUAUCUUUUGAGGUUUUCCCUUGAACAAUGGUUUCUAUUAAUAAAACUAUUUUUAAAACUUAA
This is a messenger RNA of Ostrinia nubilalis (European corn borer), 2890 nucleotides long. RefSeq names its product protein jagunal (gene jagn). The record is from RefSeq and is a predicted model, not a curated record. The coding region runs from base 164 to 757 and encodes 197 amino acids. Gene Ontology annotation, biological process: endoplasmic reticulum organization; vesicle-mediated transport. Gene Ontology annotation, cellular component: endoplasmic reticulum membrane. Lineage: Eukaryota; Metazoa; Arthropoda; Insecta; Lepidoptera; Crambidae. The transcript is spliced from 4 exons.